This is a messenger RNA of Trichobilharzia regenti, 6279 nucleotides long. The record is from the annotation of a GenBank genome assembly. NCBI's taxonomy places the organism in Eukaryota, Metazoa, Platyhelminthes, Trematoda, Strigeidida, Schistosomatidae.
UCCGGUCAAACGUAUGGCGCUUAAUUCAGCGAUUUGCAAAUUUAUUGGAAAGAACAACUUUGUUAAUUUUUACCGUUUUUCGCUGAAUGGUGCUUGAUACGAGGCGUAACUACUCAUUUCGUGAUAAUGGAUACCAAUAUACCAAUUCUUUAUUCAAACUAUGGUAUCCUGCCGUUUUAUCCUACAGCUGUGAACCAUGUAGAGCAUCGUGCUGUCCAGGACUCAAUUUCAUAUCCUUGUCGUAAUGAUUUCCGAAAUGGGAAAGCAAGUAUGCAUUAUCAUAAACAGCAGGCGUUUGAUAAAAACAAUUUAAUAUGUCCUAAAUGCCAUAGUCAAUGUCUUAAAGAUAUGAAUUGGUGUUCUGGCUGUGGGGAGCUGCUAAUUGGAACAGCAGAAUGUCGACUAAAUGACGGAAAUUGUGAACAGAAUAAAAUAACUUUAAGCAGCGUGGUACAACAAGAUAAUGCACUGAAUACAAAUGAUCUUUCGUCGAAUGUAUCUUCUUGUGUGUCUUCUAGUUUUCCUAUAUCAUACGAAAAUGAUAUGCAAUUUCCUAACGCAAUUGGUUAUGCAUGUCACUCAUUACUAUCUACUACACCAGAAACUCAUUUCGAUGUUUCAUCUUAUACAGAAUCGCCAUCACUUUCGUCAGAGAAUUCGAACAAAAAACAUUUGAGAUGGAAUAACUCUUCUCCAUCAACACAUACGAGUGGGAAGUAUCAUAUUAGCGAAACAAACACUCCUCAUCAUGUUCCUUUCGAGUAUUCUCACACGAAAUGUGACGUUUUUAGUGUGUUUCCGAAUGUGUCUACAGAUCAGCUACGAUAUCAAUUCCAAAGAAAUGCGGAGUAUGUAAAUUGUGUUAGUGAUUGCAACAUCAAUACAGAUGCGUGUUCAAGAGAGAAUGGUUCGUUGCAGUUCUCAGUAUUGAAUUCGGCAAAUAAUGGUGAUAACACUGAAUAUAAUCAGUUUUGUCAAUUUGAUAACAUUCUGGAAUAUCGUCAACGUCGCACUUCGGGUCCUAUCAAUCCAAUGAAUACAACUAAUACUCAAAAUAUGUGUCAUGUUGACAGUGUGCCAUCCAGUUACGGUUUGACUAGUCAUGCUUCACCUGUGAGAAUGUCAAAUAAUGCUUCUCAUAACAGUUGCACAUUUUCACAAACCCCGUGGUCUGAUGCUUCAGCAUCUGAAGUUGUAGCUAACCUUUUACGUGAGACACAAAUUUCGCUUUCAGCUAAUAAUAGUAUUCCUUCUAAGCCAUCAGCAUAUCAUUUAUGGCCAUUUCAAGAAAUGGGACCUAUUAGUCAAAGUCCUCCAAAGUCACACAGCAGUGUUCAGAAGCGAGGUGGAUUCUGUCGUCGCAAGCAUCCAUCUGAAUGCUCCAUAACGGAAAAUUCAACAACUGUACAAAAUCCAGGCAUGUACCGUGCUCGAAGCUUCAGUUCAGAUUUCGAAAAUUCUAACUAUACUGAUGUGAAUUUGGCUAAACUUCAACCUCGAACACAUUGGCAGUCUUCUAGAGGGGCUUGGUCUGCUCAAGAUCCUGCUAUGUUAAAAAAGAAACCUGCUGCAUAUUUACUUGCAUCAUAUAGUCAAGGAAAUGUUGCAUCUGAUCAACUUGAACCCAAUACUGUUAUAAAACAAAACAAUUCAAACAUUCAAUCAGAAAAAUCACAAUGCCAGCCUAAUUCAUGUACAAAUACUAAUCCAUUUAAUCAAAGAAGAGGAGAGUUGAACAAUGCCCUGAGAUCAUCUUUACACGGUCGUCCAGAAGGCAGUGACAAGUACUCCAAGUCAAAUCGUUCCCAUCCUGUAAGACGUAAUCGUGGUUAUAUAUCAAAGAGUUUAAGUAUCAGUACAGAUAGUUCAUCAGCAGGAGCAGCAACAACGACGACAACAAAUCAUUCCAUUGCUAAUUUACCAAAAGAGGUAAUUGCAAGUAUCCUUCGCACUGAUAAUGAUCCAAUAGAUAAAAUAGAAAAUGAAAAUAACGUCGUAUCACCUAAUUGGUUACUCUUACCAGAUGAAUUAUGGCUUGAAGUACUCCGGUAUGGAACUCCAGUAGAUCGUGUUCGUGUAGCUCAAACAUGUCGUCAUUUAUUCCGACUUUCAAUGGAUCGUUCCCUAUGGCGUGUUAUUCACUUACAUCGACAGCAUAAUUUAACUGAUGCUGAUUUAGUAAGAAUUGGUAACCUUAAACCCAGAGAAUUACGGUUUACAUAUUGUCGUGGGGAUAGUUUAACUGCUUCUGGAUUGAAACGUAUGUUUCUUGUAUGUGGUCCUGGACUGCAGAAACUAUCUCUAAUCGGUUGUACUAAAGGCCCAUUUGAUCAUGACAUACCGUUACGCUUAGUUGCAGAUCAUUGUCAUAAUUUAAAACAUGUGAAUGCAAGUUAUACACAAGCUGUACGUGAUCAAACUGUUAUCGCUCUGGCCAAAUCUGCUACACACUUGAUUAGUGUAAAAUUGAAUGGUGCUCAACAAAUAAGUAAUGCUGCUAUACAACAAUUAGUACAUUAUCAUCAACGUACUCUUGAACGUUUGGAGUUAUUUGGCUGUUUCCGUUUAAAUUCAAGUAUUUUUUCUCUGCUGAGUCGUUGUCAAGAGUUAAGAGCAUUAGCUUUCGGACAUCUUCAUCAUUUAUCAUCAGACGGCCUAUUGGAACUUGUAAGCAAGUUACCUCAUCUAUCGUCGCUUGACUUACGCGGAACACAAACUUUCAGUGAUGAUGAUAAUCUUUCACAAUUAGCAGCAAAAUGUCCUCAUUUAGAAGAAGUUGUCCUAGCUAAUAUGCAUUCGUUAAAACGUGAGACAGGCAUAGCUCAAAUGCUACGUCUUCUGCCACGUUUACGUGUUUUAGACUUAUGCGGUUUAGCGGCUGUUGGUGAUUUAACUAUGGAAGUAUUGGCUACUAAUUGUCGUCAAUUAGAAGAGUUGGAUGUUAGUUGCACGUCAGUUACUCAAAAAGGGUGAGUGAUUCAAAAAAGCACAUACAUAAUGUAGUAAUAAUUUUUUUUGUAUUUUAUGAAAUGUCCUACUACACUGGUCUACUCUUAGCUAUGUUAAAACAAUGGUUUUUAGAUGAAGUGUGUACUAGCUAAACUGCCUGAAACAAUGUUUAUAGAUGAAUAGAUAAUUCUGUCUAGAGCCGAUCUCACCAUUGUUACGUCACCAAUUUAUUUCAUCUAACAAACGCACCAGCGGUUAGCCUAAAAUGUUUACGAAUUAGUCAUUGUAGAGAAAUAACAAAUGAUGUACUCGAACGAUUGAUUAAAGCUUGUCCAAAAUUAACACUGCUCUACGCCUAUGGAUUUGUUUCAAUUAAUGAUUGGGGUUUCUUACAAAAAAUUCGGCCUACAUUAUUAGUUGAAAGUGGUAUUUAACUAGUGGUAAUUAUAAUGCUAGUGAUAAUAACAAUAGUGAUAAUAAUAUUUAAGGCUUUUAUUGAUGGCACAACAGUUGACACAGUUGCAUACCAUCUCACUGCGACGACGAUGACGACGACGACUAAUAUUACCACUACUUAUUUUAUUGUGUUAUUCUAAAAAAUUGUUAUCAUCAUAUUUUUCUUCGCACUCCUACUCUCUACCUUCCUACCUAUUGCUGCUACACUCUUCAAUUGUUUGUUGUUUUCAAUUUAAUCUAAACACUUUCUGCCAAAAUAAUAUUCAACUUUUUUUUGUCAAUUGGGCAAUCAGUUAACUGUGUUAAACUAUGUUCAUCUCAAUUCCUGACAUAAUAUUAAUAAUAAUAAUAAUGGUAAUAAUAUAUAUAAAAAAAUAAACAAAUUUGAGCAUGCAUCAGAUCAAUCAACAAAAAAGUAAUAAAUAAAAUAAAUGAAUAAUAGACUUUCCUUACAAAUAUUAUACAUAAUGUAUUAAUUAACCCAUGCUGGUUCCGGUGAUUUAACAUUCAUUCUGUUCCCCCUUAUCUAUACUUAUCUCUAUACGGUUGGGUUGUGAUUUCUGUGUUAAUCUCAUUUGUUGUUGUUACUUUUUUCUUUUUGCUGUGGUUCGGUUUUAUCCUUCUCCGUGUGUUUUUAUGUUGUUCUCAAUGCAUACAUAAUAUUUUGUGGUGUUCAGUGCAAAAAAGGAGCUCUUUCUAUUUGUAGAUGUGAGCAUCUAUGUGUGUGUGUGUGGUGUUACUCCCACCCGUGUCGUUGAUGGUGUAUUUCAGCUUCAAAAACACUAAAACCCGUGUCUUAUGUUUUUAUGUUGUUGUUGUUUUCGUAUACAUAUACAUAUAUUUGCUUUUUUCUUCACAUGUUGUGAAUGUAUGCCUUUAUCUGAUUCCUGAGGGUCUCCACCCGACCCGACCCGGCCUGGUUCGGCCCUGGCCCUCUUCAGAAAACAAAAAGAAAUAUUACUCACAUUAUAUCUAUCGCAUUACAUUAGAGAAUCUGAACAACAACAAUAAUAUUAACAGCAGCAACAACUUACAUGCAUUUCUUUCGAUUUAUUCUCGCCUCUUAUAUAAUAUCUUACACCUCACUCACGUUUAUUUACUAUUACGCCGUGUUCAGCUUACACACACUGGCGAACUCAGAAACACCUAUAUAUAUAUAUAUAUAUAUAUAUAUAUAUAUAUAUAUAGGAAUCAAAAUCCUUCUCUUACGUCUAAACUUUUGUUGUUGUUAUUAUCCUCUGUAAUCAAAAGACAGCAAGAACUCCUCGCUUCAGAAUUUUUAAAACAAAUCAUAAAAAACAAAAAUUAGUGUUUAUUGGUGUUUCUUUAUAACAUGUUAGUUUGUCUGUCUGUCUCUCUAUAGUAUAUUUAACUUGUUACUUGCUCAUAUUCCUACUUUCUUCUUUUCUUAUCUUCCUAGCCUUCCUACACUUUAAAGCUCACUAUACUUACUCUUCAUUUUGUUUAUCUCUUUUUUUGGGUGGAGGUGGGGAGGGUAGGAGGUUGUUGUGGUUUUGUUUCUUCCUCACAAGAGUUAGCAAAAGGAAAGAAAAGGGUAGCAGUGCUGUUACGUAACCCUUAUUAUAUUGUACUUUGUUUGUGUGUACAUGAGAGUGUAUGUGUGUUUGUGUGCAUGAUCUGUACUCAAGAUGUUGUAAAAGUAACCUCUCCGUAGCUCCUCUCCCGUCGUAUUGUCAUCAAUCUAGUCCCGUUUUACCUUACACACACACACACACACAAAGUGUGUUUAAAAAAAUAACGGUGUGAACGAAUAUAUAUAUGUAUAUAUAUUUCUGUUUUAACCAGUGUUUUACUAAUUGAUACGUAGAUAACCACAUCAUAUCUUCAGUAAAAGAAAUAAUAAUAGCGAUAGCAGUUCAAGUCCCUUUAUCCUUUCCUAUUUUUUUUUCUUAAUUUCCUGUGUAUUUCAUACUAUAUAUAAACAUAUUGCACUCUAUUAUUGAUUGAUGUGAACAGUGUCAACGAUCUAUGUAGCUGUGUGAACUCUAUCGAAACAAACAAAAUUGGAAAAAAUUGAUUCUUUUUGAUUUUCUUGUUCUUGUUCUUCUUGUCGUCACUAAUCUCUGUCCCUGUUUUCCGGUAUCUUUGCACGUAGAUAGAUACAUCAGUGGUUGGUGUGUUGUAGCCUAAAUCACUUGUAUUACUUACUGUUUAAAACAACUAACUGUGAAUUAUCAAUGAAGGUUAUUCUCAUAACUUACUAAACAUUCAGUCACAUGUACUCCUGAAUAUUACUUUUAAUUAUUAUUAUUGUUUAUUUUCACUCUUUUCCUUUUUUUCGAUGAUUUUGAUUUGUCAUUUGUUCCACCGCCCUCUCCCCUCCCGCCAGUGUCACCACUGUUGUGUAGAGAGGGUCGGUGGGUGGUUGUGUCUGCAUAUCUCCUGUGUGACAGAGAUGAUGUAAUAAAGUUGUGAGCUCUAGUUGGUUAAUUAGUUAGGGGUAAUCGUCUACCUGUUUUUUUUGCUUUAAUGCACAGAGAGAGAGAGAGAAAGAAGAAGGAGGGUGUAAUAUAAGCCUUUUUAAAUAAAUAAAUUCAUGAACUUAUGCCUAUUGAACUUUGAACUGUAUAAGAUUUCUUUCAAUUCCAUUAUUAUUAUUAUUGUUAUUAUUAUUAAUCUUAUCAUUACUAUUCUUAAUAACAACAGUUAUAUAUACAUAUGCAUACAUAUGUGUGUAUACAUACCCCCUAUGAAUAGAAUCGGAACCAAAAAGUCUUUGUUAUAUAUAUAUUCAAUAAAACCCGGAGACGAAGAAGAACACUGUUAAAUAAAUAAAUAAAACUAUAUAGCCUUUAACAUUUUGAAAAAGUUGUUCUGAUGUUUUUGUUUCUGCUGUUGUUGUUAUUGUCGUGC